AUGGCACAGGACUUGAGUGAGAAAGAAGGCUUCGCUGAUGCUGUCAACACGAUAUCCCGCUUCUUGGCAAACGAACAGAUCUCGGACCUACAUACAUGCCCUCCGGUGGACUGCAUAGUGAUCUGUGUAUCUGCUCUGGUUUUCCAAGGGGAGAGACUGUUCAGAGCUUUGGAAACACGGCCUUCAUUGGCCAAAUCGCUUGUCUUGGUUGGCGGGAUCGGUCAUAGUACGAAGCUGUUAUACGAAGCGAUUGGCCGGCAUGACAAGUACAAAUACCUCCGCGACGACAUCGAAGGCUUGCCCGAGGCCAGGGUGAUGGAGACUAUAUUGAAGCGGCAUUUCGACCUGAAGAAGAUUCAAUUUGAAGGUUGUCAAAUUCUCAUCGAAGACAAAUCGACCAAUUGCGGGAGCAAUGCCAUUGAGACCCGCAAAGUCCUCGAAGACGCCAAUGUUCCUUCCCCGGCGUCUGUGCUCCUCAUCCAAGACCCCACGAUGUCACUGAGAUCUCCUGCCAGCUUCCAGAAGACAUACGAAGAUCAUGUCAAUCCACCAAGGUUUCUUUGCUGCCCCUUCUUCGUGCCGACCGUGCUUUCUUCUCCAUCUGGCCUGCAAUUCGCAAACGACAUCCCUCACGACUGGCUCUGGUCGACGGAUCGUUUCCUCGAGCUCAUCCUUGGAGAAAUACCUCGCCUGCGGGACGACAAGCAGGGCUAUGGUCCAACCGGCAAGGGUUUCAUACCGCAUGUCGAUAUCCCUGACCAGGUCGAGCGGAGCUGGAGGCUCUUGAAUACUCAUGCUGAAGAAAAUACGUCCGGCAGGACAUUCUAA
Molecule: messenger RNA, 828 nt
Organism: Zasmidium cellare ATCC 36951
Lineage: Eukaryota; Fungi; Ascomycota; Dothideomycetes; Mycosphaerellales; Mycosphaerellaceae
Exons: 1
Coding region: 1-828 (275 amino acids)
Cellular component (GO): plasma membrane
Source: RefSeq, a predicted model, not a curated record